GUUGAUUCCCCGCCACUUCAACGGUUUCUUCAUUGUAACGUAGUCUUAUGUCUUCCUCUGAUUCAAGGCGUGGAAUGCGCAAACGUACUCAUGACAGAGCCUUUAGUAGUCAUUCAACUACUUUAGACUCUUUACCUUCAUCCUGUAAUGGCCAAAAACCCCCUUCGAGUGUACACUUCAAGUCCAAAUCUAUGUCUACAAGUUUGAAAAGGAUUCAGAAGGAAUUAACAGACAUCAUGUCAGAUCCUCCGCCUAAUUGCAGUGCAUUUCCACGAGGAGAUAAUCUCUAUGAAUGGGUGUCAACUCUCUUAGGUCCUCAAGGAUCCGUUUACGAAGGUGGAAUAUUCUUCCUUGACAUCCACUUUUCUAUGGAGUACCCAUUUAAACCCCCUAAAGUAAUUUUUAAAACUCGUAUCUAUCACUGCAAUAUUAACAGUCAAGGUGUAAUCUGCCUAGAUAUACUUAAGAAUAAUUGGUCUCCUGCUCUUACCAUUAGUAAAGUUUUGCUAUCCAUUUGCUCGUUGCUUACUGAUUGUAAUCCUGCCGACCCACUUGUUGGAUCUAUUGCUAGCCAAUACAUGCAUAACAGACCAGAACAUGAUCGCAUUGCACGACUGUGGACACAAAAAUAUGCAAACUCUGCUACUUAUCCUUCUACUGGACAUUCACAUGGUAUCAAUGUAGAUUCCGAGUCUUCUAGGAGAGAAUCACGCAUCACACUAUCCCCUGCCCCAAGAUCGUCAGAUUCCGGACAUUCAGGCUUCGCGUCAUCAAACAAAGAUGAUACUCUAACAGAAGUGCCAUGUACAGAAAGCAGUAGUGCAAGUGCCUGUACAAGCAUUGGUGCUAGAAGUGAUGGAGGAGAAAGUGUAGAUGAAGUUCUCGAUGACGACACUCCCGUACCGUCUACGGAAUCAUCCAUCGUCCAUUCAUUCACUCCAGUUUGAUAUAUGAGAUUCGUUAAUCUUGUUUAUUUACCUGGUUCUUUCGUUUCCUUAUGGUUCCCUGUUUUAAUUUAAUCUAUAGCUUGCUUUGUCAAUUUUUCUAAAAGAUCACGUGCACUUUGUGUACUGUUUUCUAGAGAAUUCUAGCGUGGCUAUCAACAUUCGUUUAGUUUCUUCUUAUUUGCAUUCCUUUGUUGGCAUUUUUUUCUUAUGAUUACUUUCUGAAAAAAAAAAGAAAAAGCGGUAGUAUCCCACUAAAAGUAUCUCCGCCUUUCUUCAAUCUCAGGUGUGUUAACUUUAGGUUUAAUUUAAGUUGUGGAUCAGUUUAUGCAUAUUUUAUUUCUAAAUGUUCCAAAGCAAAACUGUACAAUUAUCGUCAAUUGUUUUUGAAAUUAUCCCAUGAUACAAUAACAUGACUUCUAAACAGCUGUACAAAGUUAGCACUGUCCAAACUGAAUCAUAAUUGUAUGCAAACAUGUAUUAUAUGCUCAUGUUACUGAAUCUUUGUGCCUGUGAACAUAUCAGCAUUUCUCAAUCCAUUAUUGUUUAUUAGGCUGUUGAUGUCCAUUAAAUAAAUUACUUUAUAAAGCAAA
This is a messenger RNA of Schistosoma turkestanicum, 1537 nucleotides long. The record is from the annotation of a GenBank genome assembly. Lineage: Eukaryota; Metazoa; Platyhelminthes; Trematoda; Strigeidida; Schistosomatidae.